Molecule: messenger RNA, 1385 nt
Organism: Cannabis sativa
Lineage: Eukaryota; Viridiplantae; Streptophyta; Magnoliopsida; Rosales; Cannabaceae
Exons: 11
Coding region: 299-1060 (253 amino acids)
Biological process (GO): cytoplasmic translation
Molecular function (GO): protein binding
Source: RefSeq, a predicted model, not a curated record
GAGUGCUCUAAUAACUCAACUCAACCUAAAAAUAAAAAAUUACGGUUAGGGCGAGAGCGACAAUCAGAUAGAGAAACGACAGAUCCUAGGAAAGAGAAAAAAAUAUAAAAAAAAACCACAGAACGACGUGGUUUGAUACGAGGGGAGAGGGGGUAGGGUUUGCUCAGUUGGGACUUGGGAGAGUAGGGAGGAGUGUUUUUGGCUAAGAAGACAGUACAUUGUUUGGGAAAUUACGACACUCAAUUUCAAAUUCGGUCAUCUGAACUGAAGAGCUCAAUCCAAGAAUUGCAACGCAACCAUGACGGACUAUGCACAGGAGCAAGAGAUGGAAAUCGAAGCAUUAGAAGCAAUUCUUAUGGAUGAGUUCAAAGAAAUUCACUCUGGAGAGAGUGGAUUAAAUACUUCCAACCGGUGCUUCCAAAUAAAAGUGGUUCCACAGGAUGAUGAAGCAGAUUUUGAAUCUUCUCCAGUUCAGCUAGGUUUGAUUUUUUCGCACACAGAAAAAUAUCCUGACGAACCUCCACUUUUAAAUCUUACAAGUUUACGAGGAAUUCGACCUGACGAUCUUAGAAUAUUGAAAGAAAAGCUUCAACAAGAGGCAACUGAAAAUCUUGGUAUGGCCAUGAUGUAUACCCUUGUCUCAUCAGCUAAGGAAUGGCUCUCUGAGCGAUUUGCUCAAGAAACUGACAUUGAUAAUGCUGAAGCAGAAGAAGCAACUAAAGACGAUGUAAUCAUCCCUCAUGGUGAACCAGUGACAGUUGAAACAUUCCUAGCUUGGAGAGAGAGGUUUGAAGCGGAGUUAGCACUCGAACGAGCUAAGCUAAUGCCCGAGGCUGCGCUUGCAGCACCUAAGGAUAAGAAGCUCUCAGGAAGACAAUGGUUUGAAAGUGGAAGAGUGAAAGGUACAGUUACAGCCACUGAAGUUUCUGACGAAGAAGAUCUUGAAGAUAUCGACUUUGAUGAUGAUGAAGAUUUUGAAGACGACGAAGAAGAUAUGCUUGAGCACUACUUGGCUGAGAAAUCGGACUCAUCGACACAUUCAUCCAAGAGAGCCAACUAAAAGAUAAAGCUUGCUUGUGGAGCGUUAUGGACUGGCUUGAAAAAGAUGUGUACCCCUUUUCUUGGUAUCAUCUUUGGUUGUAGUCAUGGUGAUACAUGUGUCAAAGGCUAAAAGUGUAAUUGCAAAAGUGGGGUUAAGGAAAGCAUGUUGUAAUUUGGAUAAGCUAUUAAACAAUUAAAAAGUCUUUAUUUUGCAUGAGGAGAAAUAUACGAAGAGUUUUGUCAUCAGACUUCAGACAUGUAUAUGUAUCUGCCUUCCAAGCUUUAUACUUUUUGAAAGAUGUUUCAUUUUUGUGUUUAUAAAUCAGAAAUCAGAAAUUUUAUCA